Molecule: messenger RNA, 2171 nt
Organism: Setaria italica (foxtail millet)
Lineage: Eukaryota; Viridiplantae; Streptophyta; Magnoliopsida; Poales; Poaceae
Exons: 8
Coding region: 245-1837 (530 amino acids)
Cellular component (GO): plasma membrane; plasmodesma
Source: RefSeq, a predicted model, not a curated record
GGUCAGGGAGCCUCCGUCCCCUCCGUCUCCGGCUCUCGCCAUUAUCGCACUCCCAGAUGGGAGCAAACACCGAAACGGGCCAAGGGGACAUGAGAGAACAUACGAUGUGAGAUUCCCCAGGCGCAGCAUUCUGGUCUGAAUCGAUCAGCCGGAUCCCCUGUGAAAAUUCCCACCCCUACCGUUGGUCCAUCGAGGCCAUCUGAUUGAACAGGAAGGUGGGAGGCGAGACGGGCGGCAUCUCCGGAUGGCGCCGGCGUCCUCCUCGCCUGCCGGCGUCGCCUGUUUCGUCGUGCUCCUGGUACUCGCCGGCGCCUCCGUUUCGCACGGUUCAUUUCAGGGCAGGAGCGUUUUGUCAGAUGAACAAGGCAGGGGGAUACUGGCUCUAUGGAGGAGAUCGCUUGCCGACGCUGCUACUCCAGCGAACAAUUCCCUCGUCUUGGCCGCGGCGAGGACUCACCGGAGCGACCCCUUCGCCAACCUCACCGCGUACACCGGCGGCUGGAACAUCAGCGACCAGCACUACUGGGGUUCCGUGGCGUACACCGCGGUUCCCCUCUUCGUCAUCGCCGUGCUGUGGUUCAUCGGCUUCGGCGCCGUGCUUCUCAUCAUCUCCUGCUGCUGCUGCUGCUUCUGCCGGAACAAGGACAACGCCUACUCGCCGUGCUGCUACUUCACCUCCCUGGCGCUUCUCAUCAUCCUCACCCUGGCAACAAUCUCCGGGUGUGUGCUCUUGCACUGCGGUAGUGACCUGUUCCACCACAGCACGAUCAAGACCGUCGACUACGUCGUCGGGCAGGGCAACCUGACGGCGAACAACCUGAGGAACUUCGCCGGAAGCUUGGCGGCGGCGAAGAGCAUCACCAUCGACCAGAUCUUCCUCCCAGCCGACGUCCAGCAGAAGAUCGACGUCGUCGAGGAGAAGCUCAACUCCUCGGCGAACGAGUUCUCCACUCGGAUGCUGGAGAACUCCAGGAAGAUCAAGAAUGUGGUGAACCACAUGGAGCACGAGUUGAUGGCUACUGCAGCUGUAAUGGGUGGCCUUGCGUUACUCGGAUUCCUGUUCUCCAUACUGGGGUUGCGGUUCUUUGUCUCCAUAAUGGUGAUCCUGGCAUGGUUCAAUCUUACCGUCACCCUCAUGAGCUCCGGUGUCUUCCUGCUCUUGCACAACGUGGUGGGGGACACGUGCGUGGCGAUGGACGAGUGGGUGACCCACCCGCAGGCGCACACGGCGCUGGACGACAUCCUCCCGUGCGUGGACGUGGCGACGGCGAACUUGUCGCUGUACCGGAGCCAGGAGGUGACGGCGCAGCUGGUGGCGCUCGUGAACAACGUCGUCGUGAACAUCUCCAACCGGGACUUCCCGCCGGGGCUCAAGCCGCUCUACUUCAACCAGUCGGGGCCCCUCAUGCCCGUGCUCUGCAACCCCUUCAACCCGGACAUGAGCCCGCGCGCGUGCGCGCCCGGCGAGGUCGACUUCGAGAGCGCGGCGCUGGAGUGGAAGCGGUUCGAGUGCGCCACGGCGGGGCCGCCGGGGUCGGAGGUGUGCGCGACGCCGGGGCGCGUGACGCCGGCGGCGUACGGCCAGAUGACGGCGGCGGCGAGCGUCAGCCGGGGGCUGUACGAGUACGGCCCGUUCCUGGUGCAGCUGCAGGACUGCUCCUUUGUGCGGGAGACGUUCACGGCCAUCAGCGACAACAACUGCCCCGGGCUCGAGCGCUACAGCCGGCACGUCUACGUCGGCCUGAUCAUCAUCUCCGGCGCCGUCAUGCUCUCCGUCGUCUUCUGGAUGGUGCACACGCGGCAGCGACGGCGGCGCGCCAUGUCCAAGCAGCUGUGACUGUGAGAUUGUGGCUCUGAUUGAGCUGUACAAUUGGUAUUUGUGCAUAUGAAAGUGAAGGCGAAAGAUGACGCAUGGUUGCUCUUUCUUGGGUAAUUCUGCGAGUGGUAUCAUGGCUAUGCCAAUACCUUCGCCAUCGACGCGUGGGGAAGGAACAAACGUGGGCUGUUCAGGGUUGGGAGUUGGGACGCCCGUGAGCUGGAGACCUCAAAGGCUAUGCGCAGUGAGGACUGAGGACUGGGACAAACAAUCAAGGACCCAUGGGACUCUGUUUUGAUUAUAUCUAGGAAUAGCCUAAUCAUUGGGUCAUUUAACUUACUGAUGAUAAUAACGA